AUGCCCACCUACUGGCUCUCAGACAGCCAGAAAAUCGGCGUCGCCUUCUGCACCGGCGGCGGCUUCUUCCUCCUCUUCGGCCUGAUCCUCCUCUUCGACCGCGCCCUCCUCGCCAUGGGCGACAUCCUCUUCCUCGUCGGCAUCACCCUCCUCCUAGGCCCGCAGCGGACGUUCCUCUUCUUCGCACGGAAGCAGAAAUGGCGCGGCUCCCUAGCUUUCUGGGCCGGCAUCCUCCUCAUCCUCCUCCGCUGGCCCUUCGUCGGCUUCGUGGUGCAGUGCUACGGCAUGUUCAUCCUCUUCGGGGAGUUCUUCAAGACGAUCGCCGGGUUCGCGUAUAAUAUUCCCGUUGUGGGGCCUUAUGUUGCGAGGGCGUUGAGUGUGGCGGGGGAUAAGGCGGGGGCGGAUGAGAGGGCGCACAAGGAUUUACCGGUUUGA
Messenger RNA from Zasmidium cellare ATCC 36951, 435 nucleotides. RefSeq lists its product as uncharacterized. Gene Ontology annotation, biological process: retrograde transport, endosome to Golgi; endoplasmic reticulum to Golgi vesicle-mediated transport. Lineage: Eukaryota; Fungi; Ascomycota; Dothideomycetes; Mycosphaerellales; Mycosphaerellaceae. The coding region runs from base 1 to 435 and encodes 144 amino acids. The record is from RefSeq and is a predicted model, not a curated record. Gene Ontology annotation, cellular component: COPII-coated ER to Golgi transport vesicle; Golgi cis cisterna; Golgi membrane. The transcript has 4 exons.